UUUCUCUCCUGUAAGAAAAAAACACUCACAGUGUAGGGUUUCACAGUUUUCUUUCUCUCUCUCUAGAAAUCCAAGUGAGAACGUGAAGGAUUUAACCAAACCCUAGCUAAUUUCAUGCUAGUUUCUGUACAAACUCACUAAUUUGAGCUCGAUUUCACUCAAUUUCAUCUUCAUUUCACCAAUGUCGUCUCUCAUUCUCAUCUUAAAACCCUUAUUUGCUUAAAUAAAAUCCAUGGAGGAAUCACUCUUUUCAGCUUACCCCGUGAGAAUACGUACUUGAAAAAAGAAAAAGGGUUUUGUUGUUUGUGGCAAAGUUUCGAGAUUUUUUUUUUUUUUGUUGAAGUUAAAAUCUUCUGCGGGUUUCUUGGGUCUUUGUGUCUCUGUCUAUUUUAUAUGGUUAUGAGUUGAAACAUAAAGGGGAAGGAGCCAUGGAAGGAGAUGAGCGUCAUGUCAUGAUAGCUUGCGUUGUAUUGGGAACGCUUUUCUCCGUUCUGAGUUCGCUCUCCUUCGCUAUACUCUGGGCAGUGAACUGGCGUCCAUGGCGGAUUUACAGUUGGAUAUUUGCCAGAAAGUGGCCAGAAGUUAUACAAGGUCUUCCUUUGGGUGUAAUCUGCGGUUUUCUGUCCUUAUCUGCAUGGGUUGUUGUCCUAUCACCCGUGGUGGUGCUUAUUAUCUGGGGGAGUUGGUUGAUUGCGAAUCUUGGACGUGAUAUAAUUGGCUUGGCCGUAAUAAUGGCCGGUACUGCUCUUCUUUUGGCAUUUUAUGCUAUCAUGCUUUGGUGGAGAACAAAAUGGCAAAGCUCAAGGGCUGUUGCGAUUCUUCUUCUUUUGGCUGUAUCGCUCCUUUGUGCGUAUGAACUCUGCGCUGUGUAUGUUACAGCAGGCUCGAGUGCGUCUGAGCGAUAUUCUCCUUCUGGGUUCUUUUUUGGUGUGUCGGCUAUUGCUUUAGCAAUUAACAUGCUCUUUAUUUGCCGAAUGAUCUUCAAUGGUACCGGCUUGGAUGUGGAUGAAUAUGUGCGUCGGUCAUACAAAUUUGCUUAUUCUGAUUGUAUUGAAGUAGGACCUGUUGCUUGCUUAGCAGAGCCACCUGAUCCGAAUGAGUUAUAUGACUUAUAUCCACGACAAUCCAGUAGGGCUUUUCGUCUUGGACUUCUUUAUCUUGGAUCACUGCUCGUGCUUCUUGUUUACUCCAUCUUAUAUGGUUUGACUGCUAAGGAGUCAAAUUGGUUGGGGGCCGUUACUUCUGCUGCUAUUAUUGUUCUUGAUUGGAACUUGGGGACAUGCUUGUUUGGGUUUGAGCUUCUAAAGAGUCGUGUUACAGCACUUUUUGUUGCUGGAAUAUCUCGCAUUUUUCUCAUAUGCUUUGGGGUGCAUUACUGGUAUUUGGGACACUGUAUUAGUUAUGGAGUUGUAGCCUCUGUCUUGUUAUUUGCUGCUGUUUCUCGUCAUGUAUCAGUUAUGAGUCCAUUGGCUGCAAGGAGAGAUGCCUUACAGAGUACAGUGAUACGUUUAAGAGAGGGAUUUCGAAGAAAAGGACAAAACAGCUCUUCUAGCUCUUCUGAAGGUUGUGGCUCAAGUGCAAAGCAUAGUAGUAGUGUUGAAGCAAGUAACCUUUCUAAUGGCGUCGAGGCUACUUGUACGAGUACAUCACAGUGCACAGUCGACGGUAGUAACUGGAAUAAUGUCGUUCUGGGCUGCACUUCUGGUUCUCACGAGGGGAUUAAUAGUGAUAAGAGCAUAGACAGUGGAAGGCCAAGUUUGGCAUUACGUAGCAGUUCAUGUCGGUCUGUUGUCCAGGAUUCUGAAGUUGGAAUUACUCCAGCUGAUAAGCAACUUGAACGCUGCAGCUCCUUUAUUGUUUGUUCUAGCGGUGGUCUGGAAAGUCAAGGCUGUGAGUCAAGUACAUCAACUUUGGCAAAUCAACAAGCACUGGAUCUGAAUCUGGCUCACAUAUUUCAACAAAGACUGACCGAUUCUAGAGUUGCGGCAAUCUUGAAAAGGAAAGCUAGAGAAGGUGAUGUUGAGUUGGCUAAUCUACUCCAAGAUAAGGGCUUGGAUCCAAAUUUUGCUGUGAUGUUGAAGGAGAAAGGCUUAGAUCCAACUAUUUUGGCGUUACUGCAGAGAAGUAGUCUUGAUGCAGAUAGGGAGAAUCAAGAUAACACUGAUGUUACUGUGAUUGACACAAACAGCUCAGACAAUGUUAUUAUGCCCAAUCAAAUUUCAUUGUCAGAGGAAUUACGGCGUAAGGGUUUGGAAAAAUGGCUACAAAUUUUCAGAACUAUUUUGCAUCAACUAGCAGGUACACCACAGAGAGUGUGGGUCCUUUUCAGUUUUUUCUUCAUUAUCGAAACGAUCAUUGUGGGGGUGUUCCCCCUAAAGACAAUCAAAGUAAUAGGUGCUAUUCAUCAACAGUUUGAAUUUGGCAUUUCAGUGUUCUUAUUGUCUCCAGUUGUUUGUUCAAUUAUGGCUUUCCUUCGAUCCUUCCAAACAGAAGAAAUGUCCAUGACAUCCAAACACGGCAAGUAUGGAUUUGUCGCCUGGUUGUCAAGCACCUCUGUCGGUUUGUUGCUUUCCUUCUUAAGCAAAUCGUCGGUUCUACUUGGAUUAGCUUUGACUGUACCUCUCAUGGUUGCUUGCCUUUCCAUCGCCGUUCCGAUAUGGAUACGGAAUGGCUACCAGUUUUGGAUUUCACGAGCAGAAUGCACAAGUCAAGGAAGCAACCCUGGAGCUCAGGGGAGGAAAGAGGCUGUUGUGCUUGCACUCUCCAUAUCAAUGUUCACGGGAUCUGUCAUAGCUCUUGGAGCAAUAGUCUCUGCCCAACCUUUGGAACACUUAGCUUACAAAGGAUGGACCGAAGAUCAAAAUAAUAUCAGCUCUCCAUAUGCAUCUUCUGUUUACCUUGGUUGGGCAAUGGCUUCAGCAUUUGCUUUGAUAGUCACCGGAGUGCUGCCAAUUCUGUCGUGGUUUGCAACAUAUCGGUUCUCUCUUUCCUCUGCCAUAUGUGUUGUGAUAUUUGCUGUUGUUCUUGUGGCAUUUUGUGGUACUUCUUAUUUGGAGGUAGUUAAUUCUCGGCAGUAUGGGGUUCCAACUGAUGGUGAUUUCCUUGCUGCUUUGCUUCCUUUAAUGUGCAUUCCAGCAGCGGUAUCGCUUGGUUCUGGCCUGCUUAAAUGGAAAGAUGAUGACUGGAAAUUUUCUCGAGGUGUCUAUGUAUUUAUUGGCAUUGGUCUUCUUCUUUCCCUAGGUGCAAUAUCAGCCAUUACUAUUAUAGUUAAACCUUGGACGAUUGGGGUUGCUUGUCUGUUAGUUCUCCUUCUCAUUGUCCUAGCAAUUGGUGUUAUCCACUAUUGGGCGGCGAACAAUUUUUAUUUGACCAGGGCACAAAUGUUCUUAGUUUGCUUCUUUGCAUUUCUUUUGGCGUUGGCUGCAUUUGUUCUUGGUUUGUUGGAAGGUAAACCAUUUGUUGGAGCAUCUGUUGGGUACUUCUCAUUUCUCUUUCUUCUUGCUGGAAGGGCAUUAUCUGUUCUUCUUUCCCCUCCAAUUGUAGUAUAUUCCCCAAGAGUGUUACCUGUUUACGUGUAUGACGCACAUGCUGAUUGUGCGAAAAAUGUCAGUGCUUCGUUCCUCGUUCUUUAUGGAAUUGCAAUAGCAACCGAGGGAUGGGGUGUUGUUGCUAGCUUAAAAAUAUAUCCGCCGUUUGCUGGCGCUGCUGUAUCAGCAAUUACACUUGUGGUAGCGUUUGGUUUUGCCGUCUCCCGUCCAUGCUUGACACUUAAGAUGAUGGAAGAUGCCGUACAUUUUCUAAGUAAGGAAACUAUCGUACAGGCAAUUUCUCGAUCCGCUACCAAGACGAGAAAUGCUCUUUCGGGAACUUACUCAGCACCACAGAGAUCAGCUAGCUCUGCUGCUCUGUUAGUCGGAGAUCCUACAAUUUCACGGGACAAAGGGGGUCAUUUUGUGCUUCCUAGGGCUGAUGUCAUGAAAUUGAGGGAUCGUCUUCGCAACGAAGAACUAGCUGCAGGCUUAUUUUUCUGCAGAUUUAAAACUGGAAGGAUAUGUUGGCGUGACUCACCUACAGAUGUGGGUAACAGAAGAGAGAUGUGUGCUCAUGCAAGAAUUCUUGCUUUGGAGGAGGCAAUUGAUACCGAAUGGGUAUAUAUGUGGGAUAAGUUUGGUGGUUAUUUGCUUCUUUUGCUUGGUUUGACUGCAAAGGCAGAGCGAGUGCAGGAUGAAGUUCGUCUUAGAUUAUUUCUAGAUAGCAUCGGGUUCUCAGAUCUAAGUGCCAAGAAAAUAAAGAAAUGGAUGCCUGAAGAUCGCAGGCAAUUCGAACUUAUCCAGGAGAGUUACAUAAGAGAGAAGGAGAUGGAAGAGGAAAUCUUGAUGCAGAGACGUGAAGAGGAAGGGAAAGGAAAAGAAAGAAGAAAAGCACUUUUGGAGAAGGAAGAACGUAAGUGGAAGGAGCUAGAGGCUUCUCUUAUAUCUUCCAUUCCAAAUGUUGGGAACAGGGAUGCUGCUGCUAUGGCAGCUGCUGUUCGCGCUGUAGGGGGUGAUUCUGUUUUGGACGACUCAUUUGCUAGGGAGAGAGUGUCAAGUAUUGCUCGUCGAAUCCGUACUGCCCAAUUAGGCCGUCGGGCACAAAAGACGGGAAUUCCUGGUGCCGUUUGCAUUCUCGAUGAUGAGCCUACAGCAGGGGGGAGACAUUGUGGGCAGAUUGAUCCAAGCAUUUCUGAGAGCCAUAAAGUUAGCUUCUCUAUUGCUGUUAUGAUCCAGCCCGAAUCUGGACCAGUAUGUCUCAUGGGAACAGAGUUUCAAAAGAAGGUUUGCUGGGAAGUCCUGGUUGUUGGUUCUGAACAAGGUAUUGAAGCUGGGCAAGUAGGCUUGAGAUUAGUCACUAUAGGUGAUAGACAAUCCACCGUGGCAAAAGAGUGGAGUGUUGGUGCAACGAGUAUUGCUGAUGGAAGGUGGCAUAUAGUGACUAUGACUAUUGAUGCUGAACUAGGCGAAGCUACUUGCUAUUUAGAUGGUGGAUUUGAUGGAUAUCAAAAUGGAUUACCACUGCGUAUGGGUGAUGCUAUUUGGGAACAAGGUACUGAAGUCUGGAUUGGCACCAGGCCGCCUAUAGAUUUCGAUUCGUUUGGGAGAUCAGAUAGUGAAGGAGCUGACCCCAAGAUGCAUAUAAUGGAUGUGUUUCUAUGGGGGAGGUGUUUGACAGAAGAUGAGGUUGCUGCUGUACAUUCUGCUACUAGCUCAGGCGAAUACAAUGUGUCUGAUCUCCCCGAGGAUGGCUGGCAGUGGUGUGAUUCACCUUCUAGAGUGGCUGAGUGGGACAGUGACCCUGCAGAUGUCGAUCUAUAUGAUAGAGAAGAUGUAGACUGGGAUGGACAGUAUUCAAGUGGGAGGAAAAGAAGAUCUGGACGUGAAGCAGUAGCGAUUGAUAUAGACUCUUUUACAAGAAGAAUGCGGAAAUCUAGGAUGGAAUCACACGAGGAAAUUAAUCAGCGGAUGUUGUCAGUGGAAAUGGCAGUUAAAGAAGCUCUCACUGCUAGAGGAGAUGUGCAUUUCACCGAUCAAGAAUUUCCUCCAAAUGAUCAGUCUCUAUUUGUUGACCCGGAGCAGCCUCCUUCAAAAUUGCAAAUUGUUUCUGAGUGGAAAAGACCAGCUGAAAUUGUGAAAGAGAUAUCUGUGGAUUCUCAACCUUGCUUAUAUUCUGGUGUUGCUAAUUCUUCUGAUGUUAUUCAGGGUCGAUUGGGUGACUGCUGGUUUUUGAGUGCUGUUGCUGUUCUUACAGAGGUUGCACGCGUAUCGGAGGUGAUCAUCACACCAGAGUAUAAUGAGGAAGGGAUUUACACUGUUCGCUUCUGUAUUCAGGGUGAGUGGGUCCCAGUUGUUGUUGAUGAUUGGAUUCCGUGCGAGGAACCUGGAAAACCAGCAUUUGCUACCAGUAGAAAAAAGAAUGAAUUAUGGGUUUCACUUUUGGAGAAGGCAUAUGCCAAGCUGCAUGGAUCAUAUGAGGCUUUAGAAGGUGGGCUUGUCCAGGAUGCUCUUGUAGACCUCACUGGAGGGGCUGGUGAGGAGAUUGACAUGAGAACUGCUGAAGCCCAAAUUGAUCUUGCCAGUGGAAGACUAUGGUCGCAGUUACUGCGUUUCAAGCAGGAGGGCUUUUUACUUGGUGCUGGGAGUCCUUCAGGUUCAGAUGUGCAUGUAUCCUCAAGUGGCAUUGUCCAAGGCCAUGCUUACGCAGUACUGCAGGUAAGAGAUGUAGAUGGCCACAAGCUUGUCCAGGUGCGAAAUCCAUGGGCAAAUGAGGUUGAGUGGAAUGGGCCUUGGUCUGACUCAUCGCCUGAAUGGACUGAUCGUAUGAAGCAUAAACUAAAGCAUGUACCUCAGUCCAAGGAAGGGAUAUUCUGGAUGUCCUGGCAAGAUUUUCAAAUUCAUUUCCGGUCGAUCUAUAUAUGCCGCAUCUAUCCCCUGGACAUGCGAUAUUCUGCCCAUGGCCAGUGGCGGGGGUACAGUGCUGGUGGUUGUCAAGACUAUGACACUUGGCAUCAAAAUCCACAGUUUCGACUUAGAGCUACUGGCUCAAGUGCUUCUUGUCCUAUCCAUGUUUUCAUUACUUUAACUCAGGGCGUGGGUUUCUCCAGAAAGACGGCUGGUUUUAGGAAUUACCAGUCUAGUGCUGAUUCAAUGAUGUUCUACAUCGGGAUGAGGAUACUAAAAACUCGUGGUCGUCGUGCUGCUUACAAUAUUUACUUGCAUGAAUCAGUUGGAGGGACAGACUAUGUCAACUCUCGAGAAAUAUCAUUUGAGAUUGUUUUGGAACCUGAACCAAAAGGGUACACAAUUGUGCCUACCACUAUCCACCCUGGGGAGGAAGCUCCAUUUGUCUUGUCAGUUUUCACUAAAGCAGCCAUAACCCUGGAAGCUUUAUAAAUCAGACACCGUGCACAUUCGAUUUUGUUCUGAGGGAGUGGUUGUAAAGAUGGUAGUUUCUAAUUGUUAUUGGUAGUGGGCGGGGACCUUGCAUGUUUGAGCGCAACUCGAUAAACCAGAUUGGGCGUUUGUACAGGUCUAAAGAAAGAUGAGGUCCCAAUAAUGGGACAAGUUUUGCUCUACCACGAACUCCCCACCGACUGUUUCAAUGUUCUCAACCGGCACUUACAAGCAUUCUUAUUAAAGGCUAAAAGGUGGGGUGGUUUUUUGUAUAGGGUGCAUGAUUUUCUUGGGUGGUUGAAGUUGGUUUCGGGUUCAAUCUGUAGAUAUACUAAGGUUAACUGAUGAAAGGAAGAUGUUGUAAGGAAUGGUAUAGAUGCUGUGAAGUAACCUGUAAAUGAAAAGAGGAAAAAAUGUGAUAAUAAUAGGAAAAUAAAAAAGAAUACACGAAUCAGUUAGGAAAGGGAACAAACAAGGGGUACCUCAUGUAUUGUGGCUGAUGAUUUGUUAAGAGUUACUUGGAGAAGAGGGAGAGUUUUUUGGCUGCAGUUUUGAAGUUAAGAUCUUAAUAUUUUGUAUCCCCAGAUGUUAUCCACGGUAAAUAUUUGUAUAUUCCCCAUUUUUGAAGCUUAUUUUUCAGAACUUGAUCCAGUUCUUAUAAAAAAAAGACAGAAAGGAGAAUUACACAGAGGUAACAUCUCUGUUGGUUGUCCUUAUUUCAGCUGCA
Papaver somniferum (opium poppy) is the source of this 7653-nucleotide messenger RNA. RefSeq names its product calpain-type cysteine protease DEK1-like. The transcript is spliced from 32 exons. The record is from RefSeq and is a predicted model, not a curated record. Bases 429 to 6926 code for a protein of 2165 amino acids. Gene Ontology annotation, biological process: proteolysis. Gene Ontology annotation, cellular component: cytoplasm. Gene Ontology annotation, molecular function: calcium-dependent cysteine-type endopeptidase activity. NCBI's taxonomy places the organism in Eukaryota, Viridiplantae, Streptophyta, Magnoliopsida, Ranunculales, Papaveraceae.